AUGAACGCAGGCGGAGCGAACGGCGGAGGAGACGGCAAUGCGCCGGCCGGGACAGAGUACACGCUGCAGGGAGUAAUGCGCUUUCUACAACUCGAGUGGCACAACCACGAGCGCGCUAGGAAUGCCUGGGACAUUGAGCGGGCCGAGAUGAAGGCCAAGAUCGCAAAGCAGGAGGGCGAGGUGCGCAGCGCGAAGAAGCUGAACGACCAGCUGAACAAGCACAUCCGGAUGCUGGAGCAUGCUCUGACGAACGAACGGAAUAAGAACAAGAUCGGCGGCGAAGCCCAGCCUUCAGACGACAAGAAGGAGGCCAAGGCCAAGAAGGGCGGCUUGAAGCGUGCGUUGAACACCCAAAACAAGCACCACAACUCCUUCCUCGACGUCGACUCCGAGUUCCUCGACCGACCAGAUGCAGACCGCGAGGGCUUGCGCGAGAAGUCCAAGCUGUACCUCACGAAAUGCGUCGAAGAAAUAACGUAUCUGCUGACACCACCGCCGCAAGUCCCAUCACACCAGCCUGGCAUGCAUGGUUUGGGCAACGGCGCUGGCUUUCUGAACCACGGCGAUGCUUCUAUGGAUGAAAUGUACAUGCAGCAGCACCGCCAGAAGAUGCAGUCGCAAUUGCCCACACUGCCGAAUAACUCGAUACCAAAUCACCAGCCACCUGUGAACUCCGACUACCAGAAUAUCGCUCACCACCCGCAAAUGCACUCUGCGCCUCAGAUGACCAGGGAGCCGUCCGGACAACAGCCCUUACCCCAGCACGCAGGCAUUCCUGCUGAGUUUCUAGGGCAACAACAACAGUCGCAACCCCAGGCCCAGUCUCAACAACACCACUUCUCUUCUGUUCCUGAAGAGCAGGUAGAGAAGGUCACACACACCUACGACAACCACGGCCGUCAAAUACCGAACCGCGAAGAUGCCAACCAGAACGCCGGGCAACCCAUUGCUGAUGACUCGGAAAGCUGGAACUUCGAGGAGCCUAUCAGCGAGAUCCCUCAGGACAACUUUGGCCCGAGGAGACCGGACACAGAGAUGUUCCCAAACGCAAAUCAAAUUCCGCCAAAAUCGCCCCCACGAGUUGGAAAAGGCAGAAGGGCGAGCGCCGACUACAAGCGCAAAGCUAGCAGCGAAUUGCAGAGCUUGAAUGCGGUAGCGCCCGGUGCAAGGACGGAUACUCAGAGUUUCAAGGUUCGAUUCGCACUGCGCGGCCAUCUUGAUGUCGUUCGAGCAGUCAUCUUCACUGGUGGUGGCAGCCCAGCCGAGCCGGAAAUUUGCACCGCAGGCGACGAUGGCAUGAUCAAGAGAUGGAUCAUACCAGCGAGCUAUGCCAAUCAACACAGCAUGAACAACGAUCUGGACAUUGCAUCAUUCUGGUCACACAGGGGUCACGAGGGUGCAGUAACAUCUCUCGCCGCGUGUCCCGCUUCUGCCCAUUUUGCGACUGGUGGUCGAGUAUCAGGUGAUGGAUGGAUAUUCUCAGGUGGCCAGGAUGCCACCAUCCGUGUUUGGGAAAGAGGCCGGGUUGAUCCCAAGGCUACUCUCAAUGGUCACAAGGAUGCUGUCUGGACAGUCUGCGUACUGCCCACAACAUGUGCAUCUGUGUUUGGCGCAGAUUGCAGCAAUUACGGUGGUCCUGACCGGAUCUUGUUAGCUUCUGGCUCAGCGGACGGCACCAUCAAGAUCUGGGCUGUCAGCGCACCACCACAGCUGGUUUCGCCGCAGACUAACACACGCCGUGGCGGCAGUCGAAGACACUCGGUGACAUCUGGAUCCAACUACCCAUCCUCGCCGCAACCCAGUGUUGCUACAUCGACUCUCUUCCAUCACAUACUUGUCCACACCAUUGAGCGAGCGACCCAUCCAUCUCCAACAUGCAUCAGUCCCCUAUCGCUGAACGGAGAGAACUUUGUCGUGUCAUUCACGGAUGCAUCAAUCAUGGUAUACGACACACGGACAGGAGAGGAGCUUGUCGGCAUGGCUAGUAAUGAAACCUAUGAUGGCACACCUGCGACAGGUAUCACCUCUGUGGUCACAAGCUCGCAGAACACCGAAUCCACCACCCAGGAUGCGGCAAGAGGGGAAGACGAUGCUAUUCAUGGACCUACAGGGUCUAACAGUGGCGGUGGCCUUGAGGGUGUGAUCAUCAGUGGGCACGAAGACCAGUUCAUCCGUUUCUUCGAUGCAAACUCUGGUCAAUGCACAUAUAGCAUGCUGGCCCACCCUUCCGCCAUCUCCUCCCUCUCGCUCAGCAAAGACGGUCGAGAAGCCGUUUCCGCCGGUCACGAUGCAUCGAUCCGUUUCUGGUCGCUGGACAAGCGGAUCUGCACACAGGAGAUCACCGCCCACCGCAUCAUGCGUGGCGAGGGUGUCUGCAGCGUAGUCUGGAGUCAGGACGGCCGCCUUGUCGUCUCGGCGGGCGGUGACGGUAUUGUGAAGGUUUUCGCAAGAUAGCGUCUUCGCAGACCGCAGAACCCCACCUGUCACGACUCACUGAAGGGCACAUAACGUCGUACGGCAUUUCCUAGUCGAUGCAUUUCUAGCUGGAUCAUACCCCGCGCUUUUCUUUUCACUUGAAACUUGAUGGCAUCAUGUAGCUGCACGAUUGAUGGAACCUGGCAUGGAUAUGGUAAUUUUACGCACUGGGUCGCGACAUCACCUUGUUGAGAUGGCAUGGGCAUUGUCAGGUGCAUAGCUCACGGGUCGCUUCGCUUCAGCUGUACUAUAUAUAUUUGACUACAGCCCGAGGGCAACGCCUGCUGAAGUCACUCUGCAUUUUCGAACGAAGAUAUGCUUCUCUUCUGAUGACGAAGUUCACGGGUACGGUAACCAGUCAACGGACCGAGCACAAUAUUGAAGCCCACUACAUCCUUUGUCGAAUCCAGCCAGCGCAUCGCGAUGGGAUGCUUUCGGGUGGAGUGCCGAUGGGCUACACUGCUCGUCGA
Molecule: messenger RNA, 2945 nt
Organism: Didymella exigua CBS 183.55
Lineage: Eukaryota; Fungi; Ascomycota; Dothideomycetes; Pleosporales; Didymellaceae
Product: striatin Pro11
Exons: 4
Coding region: 1-2454 (817 amino acids)
Molecular function (GO): protein binding
Source: RefSeq, a predicted model, not a curated record